This is a messenger RNA of Zasmidium cellare ATCC 36951, 1344 nucleotides long. RefSeq lists its product as uncharacterized. Bases 1 to 1344 code for a protein of 447 amino acids. Gene Ontology annotation, cellular component: delta DNA polymerase complex; nucleus. Lineage: Eukaryota; Fungi; Ascomycota; Dothideomycetes; Mycosphaerellales; Mycosphaerellaceae. The record is from RefSeq and is a predicted model, not a curated record. Gene Ontology annotation, biological process: nucleotide-excision repair, DNA gap filling; DNA synthesis involved in UV-damage excision repair; DNA replication. The transcript is spliced from 4 exons. Gene Ontology annotation, molecular function: DNA-directed DNA polymerase activity.
AUGGCACAAGACUAUACCGAAUGGCUGGCGGUGAACGUGGUGAAUGAACGGCAAAAUGUCAACUACCGCAACUUGAGCAGAGCGCUGAAGGUCCACUGCGAUGUGGCCAAGCAGAUGAUGUAUGAUUUUUAUCACAAGCAGAACAGCAAGAAGCCCGGCAGCGUGCAUGCUACAUACCUAAUCACUGGCACGAAGCGAGCCGCGCAGACGAAUGGCGUACACAGUCAAGAAGAUGGAGACGACACUGUCAUGCGAAGCAGUCCACCGCUCCCGAGCAGCUCUAUCCCUCAGCCGGCUGAAGAUUCAGCAACCACGACCCCGAUUCGUUCAAUCAUGCUUGUGAAAGAGGAGCACCUGGACCAGGCAAAAGAGCUGUUCGAGGCGAUGACCAGCAUACACAUAUACAGCUUACAGGCCAAUGGUCUGAAGGACUUUCAGGCCUUGACGGAUUGCAAUCGAAGAGUUGCAGCCGAGUAUGCUUCUGAAGACCCAUUGAAAGAGUGGAAGAAGUAUGGCACAAUCCAGAACCCAGGCGUCAGGAGGAAGACGAGGAAGACCGGACCUCCACCUUCUGCCGCACCAGCAGCCAAGCCAGAGCCUGUCAAGGCGAAAGUCACGGCUGCAGCGGCUGCGAAGACGAGCGCAGCUGAGAUCAAGGAGUCUACCAAGCCGGUUGCGAAGAGCUUUGGUGCUCACGCACAACCUGAGGGAACCAGCAAGCCGCCGCAAAGCAAGAAGGAAUCCUCGAGUAUCUUCAAGUCAUUCGCCAAAGGUGCGGCCAAACCCAAGAAGACUGACUCGCAAAGCUCCGCCGCAGCAUCUCCUGCACCACCCCCAGCCGCGGAACCUGAAGAUGUCCCAAUGACUGGGUUUUCGGACGACGAGCUCGAUGACGAUCAAACGGAGAGCGGCCUGCCUGACGAGGAAGCUAAGGAGCCAUCCGGCAAAUCGAAGAAGGAGCGUGAGGCCGAAUUGCAAGCAAUGAUGGACCAAGAGGACGAGCCAAUGGAAGAUGCAGACAGUCCAGCAGCUGACGAAGAGAAACACGACGAAGGCGCCAUCGAUAACGCUGAUUCGCAACCAAAGGAGGAACCGAAAGAGACUGUUACUGUUGAGAACGGUAGACGACGUGGUAGGAGAAGGGUUACGAAGAAGAAGACUGUCAAGGAUGAGGAUGGUUACCUUGUCACGAGAGAAGAAACAGCCUGGGAGUCAUUCUCAGAGGACGAACCAGCUCCGAAGAAACCCAAGGUCCAAGCACCGUCUACGACUAAGGCUUCGGCAGGCAAGAAGGGAGCGAAGCCCGGCCAAGGCAACAUCAUGUCUUUCUUCUCGAAGAAGUAA